This is a messenger RNA of Danio aesculapii, 3336 nucleotides long. RefSeq names its product LIM homeobox 1a (gene lhx1a). Bases 683 to 1900 code for a protein of 405 amino acids. The record is from RefSeq and is a predicted model, not a curated record. Gene Ontology annotation, biological process: neuron differentiation; regulation of transcription by RNA polymerase II. Gene Ontology annotation, molecular function: DNA-binding transcription factor activity, RNA polymerase II-specific; RNA polymerase II transcription regulatory region sequence-specific DNA binding. The transcript has 5 exons. Gene Ontology annotation, cellular component: nucleus. Lineage: Eukaryota; Metazoa; Chordata; Actinopteri; Cypriniformes; Danionidae.
GCUGUUCGGGGAUCGUCAUCAUCAGUCCUACAACGAGAUGUCACGCGCAUUCUGUUCACACUAGCAUCUUUCACCUCUUCUGUCUUACCGAGGAAACGGCACACGUUACAGAAGGAGACGCACUUUUCGAAGCGUUUUGUCGUUGCAUCUUUCAGAGGGACGUAAACAGUGGAUACGUGGACAUGGUAAAGUGCACUCUAGGCUCGCAUGUCUCGGUUGCAUUAAAUCCUGGCUUGUGAAAGACUUUUAAUGCACAUCCUCACCAAUGCUUCACCUUGUUAACAACGGCGACGUGCUUUUCACGCAAUGAUGUGCUUGCCUUUGUAGCCAACGAACAGUUGGUGUUUUGAAAGAUCUCUCUAUGCUGGCUUCAUUUAUGCACCUCAAAAUUUGGGAAGGAAGAGGACGAGAAACAAUGACUGACUACUGAAGCACUACCUCAUGAUAAAAUAUUUUAUCGUCUUCAUUUUGGACCCCUACAGGUCCACCCACAAACACAGAAGUGGUGAAUAUAUUUAAAACUUCUUCAUCUUUUCCUUUCAACCCUGUUCGCAAAGACUGACUUGGAUCAUCCUUCAGCGUUACCACACUUUUCCUCCUCUCUUUUAAAAGAGAGGAAUCAGGAGCAGAGCCUCAGGUUGUGGACACCACGGCAGUAACUGUGGGAGCACAUCCAAAGACGAUGGUCCACUGUGCGGGCUGCGAGAGGCCUAUAUUGGACAGGUUUCUCCUUAAUGUUCUGGACAGAGCAUGGCACAUCAAGUGCGUACAGUGCUGCGAGUGCAAAUGUAACCUAACAGAGAAAUGCUUCUCUCGAGAAGGAAAACUAUAUUGCAAAAACGACUUCUUUAGGCGCUUUGGAACAAAAUGCGCGGGUUGUGCUCAGGGGAUCUCGCCGAAUGACUUGGUCCGGAGGGCACGGAGCAAAGUGUUUCAUCUGAACUGCUUCACAUGCAUGAUGUGUAACAAGCAGCUGUCCACAGGAGAGGAAUUGUACAUCAUAGACGAAAAUAAAUUUGUCUGUAAAGACGAUUAUUUAAGCAACACGAACGGAAAAGACUCAAAUCUCCUAUCAGUUACAGCUUGCAGUGAUCCUAGUUUAUCGCCAGAUUCUCAAGACCAGCUACAGGACGAUGUCAAGGAUGCGGAAAUCGCUAAUUUAUCGGACAAAGAAACGGGUAACAAUGAAAAUGAUGACCAGAACCUCGGAGGCAAACGGAGAGGACCGCGUACCACUAUUAAAGCAAAGCAACUGGAGACACUGAAAGCGGCAUUCGCGGCGACCCCCAAACCAACCAGACACAUCAGGGAGCAACUGGCGCAGGAGACGGGACUCAACAUGCGAGUUAUUCAGGUAUGGUUUCAGAACCGGCGGUCCAAAGAACGGCGUAUGAAACAGCUGAGCGCGCUCGGCGCCAGGAGACACGCGUUCUUCCGGAGUCCGAGAAGAAUGCGAACGCUUGUGGACAGACUCGAGCCUGGAGAAUUAAUUCCAAACGGCCCGUUUUCAUACUAUGGAGAUUAUCAAAGUGAGUACUACGGCCCAGGAGGGAAUUACGACUUCUUUCCCCAAGGCCCUCCAUCCUCACAGGCCCAGACUCCUGUAGACCUCCCCUUUGUUCCCUCAUCAGGACCCACCGGUACCCCACUAGGGGGCAUGGACCAUCCUAUCCCCGGUCACCAUCCGUCCAGUGAAGUACAGCGCUUUUCAGACAUCAUGUCUCACCACCCGGGAGACUCGCCUAGUCCUGAGCCCGGCAUUCCUGGACCCCUGCACAGUAUGUCCUCAGAUGUUUUCGGGCCCAGUCCGUCCUUUACGUCCCUCUCGCUGAACGGCAGCGGAUACAGCAACCACCUCUCCCAUCCUCCGUCAGAAAUGAACGAGGGCACGGUCUGGUAGCUGCUGUGAAUGGACGUUCCGGUGGAGGAGGGAGGGUGGGAACGGGGACACACUGAUCGGCCGCACAUUCUGGUUCUUAUUUUUGUCUCUUAUUUCACCCCCAUGUCAUAAGUGUGCUGGGAGAGAGCAGCAGAGGGCAGCAUGGGCAUUGACAUUUACCUUCUUGAACUCGUUGUGUUGAUGUUCCGUUUCUUUCUUUCCUUCUUUAUCCCAAAUCCGAACUCAAGAAGAGAUACUCUUGACCCGGUCGCUGUAUGAACUCCGCUACGAGGCGUCCCUCCACAAAUCGGUUUAAUCGGCGCUCUAAAAACAGCGAUUGCGACACAUUAACAGCGUCAGCAACCGUCAAAGACUUGUCAGCUUUACAGAGAAACACCCGAGGCGGCUGAUCUAACGCUAACCUGCAAUGUUGACUCCAGGAGAGAUCUAAGCCGUCAGACUAAUUUAUUUAUUUGAAAACUCCUCAGACCUCCUUGCCUUUCAAGGCUCUGCCAUACUGACACUUAAACAACCUUUUCGACACUAAAUACGUUUCUGAAGGCCAGGGAGAAAAGCUUUUCUUUUUCUCGUUCUGGACAUAUCCUGUUUUUUCCGUUUAGUUUUUUUCUUUCCCAAGAAUUCCACCAAAUCUAAAGAAGUUAGCCUUCAAAAGGCGAAACAUUCAAAUGCGUAUGGAUUGUGCACCCUUUAUUUAAUGGAAGAGAACUUGAAAUGUUGAUAAAUGAAGUCUACCUUCUAAAAUUAUUUUAACCAAGGGUCUGAAAGGGACAUAGAACAGUCAACUGUUUACGUAAUAUAUUUAAUUCAGGAGUUAAAAAGUAUCAACCAUGAUUUAGAACCUCUUGAUCCAGAAAAAAAUGUUCCAAGCAACCAACCAAACUUUUGUAUUGAUUUUAUUUAUAUUGUAUGAUGAAAAUGAGUUUGCUGGGGUUGUGGUUCACUGUGCUAGUUUGUACAAAAUGUUGUUUACAAAAAAAAACUUGGAAAAAAAAAGAAAAAAAAUACAAGUAGACAGUUGCCAAAUAAAAACAUAGCACAAAUACUGUAAAAGUGCUUUGCACCAUUAUCUGCAGAACGUGUUGAAACAAAGUGUAAGUGUUUAAAAAACUAUAAGAAGUAUUGACUUCUUAAUUUUUUUAGUCUGCUGAAGAAAAAAAAACACAUUCAUAAAUUGUUAAUAUAACAUACUUAGACCUACAAGUUUUAUUUUUGUGUCUUUAAAGGAAAAUCCAAACUAUUGAAAUUGAUGGUCAAAUGUGCAGCAAACGCAGCUGCUGCUUUCUUUAAAUAUCAAAUUCUCAUGGUAUGUCUUUUAUUGUUCUAAUAAACCUAAGCUUACGUGACCUCCAGUGCAUAUUAGACCAUUCACUGUAUAAACACGACAUGUUGAACAAAUUUGUGAGUUUUUAAUAAAACUAGAAACUAUGACAUUCGGA